This is a messenger RNA of Colias croceus (clouded yellow), 4289 nucleotides long. RefSeq names its product piggyBac transposable element-derived protein 4-like. The transcript has 7 exons. The coding region runs from base 103 to 2388 and encodes 761 amino acids. The record is from RefSeq and is a predicted model, not a curated record. NCBI's taxonomy places the organism in Eukaryota, Metazoa, Arthropoda, Insecta, Lepidoptera, Pieridae.
UCAUUCAAAACUCCGCCAUCGCUUAAGUAAUUCUACUUAUUUGUUGUUUUAGUGAAAACUUGUUUUUAUCUUAAAGUGAUUCGCUGAAUAUUAAAAGAAACGAUGGAAGGACAACGACGAUCUCGGGGACGACGUGGAAGUGGAGCGACUACGCGCGGAGUUCGAGGUGGUGCCGGUCUUGGUGCUAAUAGGCCUUCAGUUUCUGGCUCUGUAACUAGUGGAGCGUUGCAAAGCUUUGACGAGGUCCAUGCUAUAGAAAGGCCACUGCACGGAAAGAGGAGGAGGAAGAUGCCGCCAGUGAGGACAGUACCUGAAGGGAAUGUUAAAUGUGGUGGGAGCGGGCAGUCAACUCUGCAAAUUACCCCUGUAAAGAGACCCGCAAAUAAUGACUCUACUGGUAAGGGCGAGGAGGUUCCGGCUUCAAGGCGAUGCUUGUUUCCACCAGCCAGGGCUUCAUCUUCACCAUCAGCCGUCAGGGCUUCAUCUUCACCAUCAGCCGUCAGGGCUCGUCCUUUAAGGGACCUGAAUAAUUAUGGCAGUGAAGAGGAUGCUGACAGCGAUGAUGAAGAUGAAGAUAUAGUUCAGCCAGUACAGUUGCCUAGGAGGGCUGAAAGACUUUUUAUGUCUGAGGAAAAGACUGAGGUGCCACCGAUAAAUGCAAACAUAGACUUUGAGUGGCCACCUCAACUUUCCUCAGGCCUGCAGCCCAAGCCCGAACCCAACGCUGAGCCCGAACCCAGCGCCGAGCCAGAACCCAGCGCCGAGCCCGAACCCAGCGCUGAGCCCGAACCCAACGCCGAGCCCGAACCCAGCGCUGAGCCCGAACCCAGCGCUGAGCCCGAACCCAACGCCGAGCCCGAACCCAGCGCCGACCUCGAAACUAUAGCCGAACCAUUCAAUAAAUUUGAUUUUAGGUGGAGAGGGUUUCCAGAAUCUCAAAUUCGUCCUGAAUUGAGAAAGGAACCUUUCUCCGAGAUUAAUUGUGGUCCCACAGUUCCAUUGACGAGCCCAUAUGAAGCAUUUACUGCUAUAUGGGAUCGCCAAAUAAUGGAGCACAUUUCAGUGGAGACAAAUAGAUAUGCUCAGCAAGAGGUAACGGCCAAGAUUGAUCAGGGCCUACUUUCGCCAAAAAGUCGUAUCACGCGAUGGCGGGAUACGAAUCCAGAUGAGCUGUACGUGUAUUUCGCAAUAGUCCUAGCAACUGGGAUUAUUGUGAAAUCACGUGUAACCUCAUACUGGAAUAAAGCCCAGGAUUUACUAUCUUCUCCUGGGUUUCCGGCAACGAUGAGUUUUGACCGUUACUUCCUGCUUUCUAAAUGUCUCCACUUCUGUAAUAAUGAUGACUGCAAGCCAGACACAAUGACGCGAUCGGAGGCAAAGCUUUUUAAGGUGCGUCCUAUUAUAGACCAUCUUAACAAGCGGUUCCAACAGUUAUAUAUUUUAUCACAAAAUAUUGCAUUAGACGAAAGUUUGACACAGUGGAAGGGUUGGUUAGAUAUUAAUCAAUUCAUCCGAAAUAAAGCAGCCUCAGUCGGAAUCAAAACCUACGAGGUUUGUGAGUCCCAGACUGGCUACUUGUGGCGGUUUGAAGUGCACGUAGGGCAUGACGAAUCUCCACGAGAUGGUCCUUUGUCUGGGGAAGUGCCGGCACUUGUGCUUAAACUUCUCAAUGGUCUUGAGCACAAGGGCCACACGAUUUGGAUGGAUAACUUUUAUAACUCUCCUGCGCUUGCGCGAGAGUUAAAGGUACGGGGGUUUGACUGUGCUGGUACUUUCCGCUUGAACCGUCAGUUUGUUCCCACUGAACUGGCUAAUCUGAACAAGGAAGCUUUGGCUGUAGGUCAAGUUCGUGGCUGCACUUCAGGCGAUGUGGAUCUGGUGGUAUGGCGAGAUAAGAACCUCGUUUCUCUUAUCUCGACGUACCAUGGGUUAGCAACGGUAAAGUGUGGCGACGUACUAAAGCCUUCAAUAGUACCCGAUUACAAUGUGUGCAUGGGUGGUGUUGAUCGCAAAGAUCAAAUGAUUGCCAUGUACCCACUAGAAAGGCGGCGUACUCGGGUGUGGUACAAAAAGUUUUUUAGACGACUGUUCAAUGUUAGUGUCCUGAAUGCGUUCAUACUCCUCCGCACACAGCAACCUAUUACCCACCGAAGUUUCCGUGAAACUUUGGUAAGGGAAUUGGUCGCAAAACACAAGCCACCUUCACCCUCAGCAGUUACAGUUGCACUUGUGGGACACUUUCCGGCUCAGUAUGACUUUCUGUCCGGAAAGCAACACGAACGCCUGCGCAGAAUUUGCGUUGUAUGUAAAAAACGUACAAAUGCAUAUUGCAGACAGUGCAACGUUCCACUGUGCGUGUUCACCUGCUUUGAGCCACAUCACUCUUAACAGUUACACAUCACACAAACACGUCCUAUACGCACAGCUACUCAGGACACACAGGACUCUGAAACGCUUUUUGUCGCCAGUUCAGUGGGAAUAAAAGUAUAUUCGUCCAAAUCGUGGAACAAUAAGACAAUUAAGGCUGUAUAUUUAUUUAUGUAUUCGUAAGUAAUAUUUUUUUAAAUUUACGUAGGUUUCAUUUUUAUUAAAAAUAUAUAUCUAAGUAUCUAUAUUGGGGGGGGGGGGGGGGGGCUAUAUUUAUUAUUAUUGGCAAUAUUUUGGGUAAAAUAUAUAAUUGUAGUUCCCACGGUUGCGUCAUUCGUUCGGAUUACAGUCAUCAUUAUUUGAGAGUGCCGCUAACCCUUGUUUUCUCCAAGUAAUAUCCCACGAAAUCAGGACUACAUUUGAUCUUAUCAUUAGCUGUGACUGCAAUGUUCAUUUAUUGUAUUAGCAAAUAUUUAUGAAAGUACUGACACUAAAUGUGUAAAUAUCAACUACUCAAAUGCAGUGUAAAUUUAUCCAAAAUACGUUAGAUUUAGCAUUGAAAUCAUUUUGUUGGCAGCUCUCUGGUUAGUAUUUUGGUAUAUGGGGGUUUUAAAAAAAACUGACGGAAUGUGACUAGAAUAUAUAUUUUUUUUUAAAUAUGCGUAAGUAAAAAAACAAACACUAUACUCAUAGAACCAUACCUUGAAAAUAUUAUGAUUUACGAAAAGUCGUAUCCAUACUUUUAUAGCCUCUCAGGUACCAAAAUGAACCAUUUUUUGCUACUUUUAACAACUUACAUCUUGAAAUAUUUCUUAGAACUGUACUGUUCUGUUGAUUUAUUUUGAUGCUUUAAUCUAUCUUAAUCUUAGAAAAUGUCUAAGUUCCGUUAGUUGCAAUAUUUUUUCCAAAAACUAUGUUUUUUAAAUGUAUGUAAUUUUUGACCCAAAUUUUUGAGUUAUUUUUGUUUAACUCCUACUCAAGAUAUAUAUAAUAUAGUGCUGCGAUACUUUUGUAAUACACAGUUUAUAAGCUUAAGUUUCUAAUAAACAAAACAUCUUUGUCCAUAUUGGCAUAAGUAAAUUAAAAUUAGGUUGAAAUAUUGUACCCACUUUUGUGUACGUUACCCACUUAAUAUAGUCACGAAGAAGUGGCAGUUCUUCGUGACUAUAUUAAGAUCACGUGUUGUGUAAAAAAUAUGUUUGGCGGCACUUGAAUUUCGAGUUGUAUUUUAAACCUAAUGUGAUAAGUUGUAAAUAAAAUAUUUUAAUUACUUCCAAAUGUUGUUGUAAUUAUAAUUAUAACCGUAACUUAUCUAAAUAUCACAGUACCCUACGUUGAAAGUUCUAUGUAAGCUAUAAUUGAGUAUUUAUAUAGAAAUGGUUGAAAGUGAAUAAAGAUUAUUCAAUUUACAAUGAGAUUUAUAACUUGAAUUGACUUGAUUCGUACUAGAUAAGGAGAACAUCCAGUUACCGGCUCCCGGUAUAACAGGUAGUAUAGUACAAAGUUGGCUAAUGUCAUUCAACACACGAAAGGCACUUUGCCGUGUUAGUGUUACUUGAAUUAUUAGUGCAAUAUCGCAACACACUCGAAUAUUUGAUGAGUUUCUUGGUUUUUUGUUUAAAACAAACAAGACAUGAACGCGACCAUCGCGCUUAAGCAACUGAGUGCAGUUAGGCCGGAAGUGAAGUAGGCGGUGUCGUCUCCAUACGUAGUACAUACCUAUAGAAUCUCAAUGUAAGAAAUAGGUAUUAUUUGAUCUUAAUUUUGUUUUAGAUAAGAGUUGUGAGCUUUAAUUAUUGUAUGUUAAGUUUUAUUAUUUAAAUUUCGACAUACUGGUGUUAUCGUUUUAAAUCAAAAGCUAGUUAUCUAAGAAUAUUAUUAUGAAUGUUGUAGUUUUUUUUAAAUAAAACUAUUUUUCAUCA